Calliphora vicina (urban bluebottle blowfly) is the source of this 985-nucleotide messenger RNA. RefSeq names its product LHFPL tetraspan subfamily member 2a protein. The transcript is spliced from 3 exons. The record is from RefSeq and is a predicted model, not a curated record. Gene Ontology annotation, cellular component: membrane. Bases 81 to 797 code for a protein of 238 amino acids. NCBI's taxonomy places the organism in Eukaryota, Metazoa, Arthropoda, Insecta, Diptera, Calliphoridae.
UAACGCAUGUAUAGUUAAGCAUAAUAUUCAAAUCAAAAAUAGCUAAGGAAUGAUUGUAAGCUAGACUUGGAAUUUUAACAAUGUGUUAUUUGAUAGUAACCGGUGGAAGUCUGGUAUGGUUUCUUUUAACUCUAAUAGCUGAUAUGUUUGUGAUAUCUGCCAUAGUUACGCCCAAAUGGCUAAUUGCGCCCGCUCCUCAUUCGUUUAAUAUACCACGGAUUAUAUUGGAUGUAAAGCUGGAGCAACAAAAUGAGAUUGUACAACCUACCAAGUCAUUGCGUUAUUCGUCGGUUGGUAUUUAUACACGAUGUAAAACUAUGAAAGAUGUUGGCUUUCAUUGUGGACCCUUUGAUUUGGAUGGGUUUGCGACGGAUAGUGAAAUUUAUCCUACAGCCUGGAAGGCCACCAUGUUCUUCAUAUCGUUGGGCUUUGUUUUAUUAACCCUGACUGUUUUGUGCACUUUGUUUUCUUGUUGUCGACAGUCGGUUUUUGGCAAAAGUAUACAUAAUAUGACUGCCUGUGCACAGGUUAUAGCAGGUAUAAGUGUAAUGAUGAGUUUAUUUUUGCAUCCUUUGGGUUGGUCAGCCCCACGUGUCCAUCUAUUAUGUGGUCCCGAUGCUGAGCCUUUCUAUGCUGCUGGUUGUUCUAUAGCAGGCAUAUCAUUUUAUUGUGCGGUAGCUGGUGCAGUUCUAUGCUUUUUAUGUGCUGGCAUAAGUUUGAAAGCCGAAUCAUCAAAUAUGCGGUCACGCGUAAAAAGACGCGUGGAAGAGGGUGAUCGGCUUGUGUGUAUUCCAUAGAAUUUAAGAUUAGAAUAAUGAGUCACAACAUCAAUAACAUCACAUAUAACAAAGCACAUAAAGUGAUCAUUAUGAUUUAUAAUCUGUAUUAUUAUUAUUAUUAUUUUACACCAGUACUUAAUUUGUAUAUACAUUUGUACUUAUAAAUAUUAAAAAUGGUGCCAAAAGUACUAUACAAUAAAAAUGUA